Messenger RNA from Chanos chanos (milkfish), 954 nucleotides. It is a transcript of the gene sox2, whose product is annotated as SRY-box transcription factor 2. Bases 7 to 954 code for a protein of 315 amino acids. The record is from RefSeq and is a predicted model, not a curated record. Gene Ontology annotation, molecular function: DNA-binding transcription activator activity, RNA polymerase II-specific; RNA polymerase II cis-regulatory region sequence-specific DNA binding. Lineage: Eukaryota; Metazoa; Chordata; Actinopteri; Gonorynchiformes; Chanidae. The transcript has a single exon. Gene Ontology annotation, biological process: negative regulation of transcription by RNA polymerase II; neuron differentiation; positive regulation of transcription by RNA polymerase II. Gene Ontology annotation, cellular component: nucleus.
UUUUAAAUGUACAACAUGAUGGAAACCGAACUAAAACCCCCGGCGCACCAGCCAAGUACUGGGGGCACGGGGAACACUAACUCCUCUGGAAACAACCAGAAAAACAGUCCGGAGCGAGUUAAGAGACCCAUGAAUGCCUUCAUGGUGUGGUCGAGGGGACAGCGGCGAAAAAUGGCACAGGAGAACCCCAAAAUGCACAAUUCGGAAAUUAGCAAACGACUCGGGGCCGAGUGGAAACUUCUAUCCGAAAGCGAAAAGCGACCUUUCAUUGAUGAAGCCAAGCGUCUCCGGGCUCUCCACAUGAAGGAACAUCCGGAUUAUAAAUACAGACCACGGCGGAAAACCAAGACGCUGAUGAAGAAGGACAAAUACACCUUGCCAGGUGGGCUUCUUGCGCCAGGCAGCAAUGCUAUGAGCGCAGGGGUGGGUGUUGGGGCUGGCUUGGGUGCCGGGGUUAAUCAGAGGAUGGACAGUUAUGCACAUAUGAACGGCUGGACAAACGGAGGCUAUGGCAUGAUGCAGGAGCAGCUUGGCUAUCCGCAGCACCCUGGUUUGAACGCUCACAACACGGCACAGAUGCAGCCUAUGCAUCGUUAUGACAUGAGUGCGCUUCAGUACAACUCUAUGACAAGUUCUCAGACUUACAUGAACGGAUCUCCCACGUAUAGCAUGUCAUAUUCUCAGCAAACCACUCCAGGAAUGACUCUAGGCUCCAUGGGUUCGGUGGUCAAAUCCGAGUCCAGUUCGAGUCCUCCAGUAGUCACAUCGUCCUCACACUCAAGGGCUGCCCCGUGUCAAACAGGGGACCUACGGGACAUGAUCAGUAUGUACCUCCCGGGCGCAGAGGUUCCGGAGCAAACUGCCCAAAGCAGACUUCAUAUGUCCCAACAUUACCAGAGUGCACCUGUGCCCGGCACAACGAUUAAUGGCACUCUCCCAUUAUCACAUAUGUAA